Molecule: messenger RNA, 1832 nt
Organism: Linum trigynum
Lineage: Eukaryota; Viridiplantae; Streptophyta; Magnoliopsida; Malpighiales; Linaceae
Source: the annotation of a GenBank genome assembly
CAACUAGACCUUCAUUCCAUGCUCAUGUUAUACAAUUGUCUAGCCCUUUUAUUUAGUGAACGGCUAUUUUUCGGCCGGUCGCCGACCUCGUCGCACCGGCCGAAAAUUUUUUUCGGCCCGCCGACGCCGCGGCCGCAAAUUUUUUUCGGCCGGCCGACGAACACGCCGCCCCAAAAAUUUCCGGCGGCGUGUUCGUCGGCCGGCCGAAAAAAAUUUGCGGCCGCGGCGUCGCCGGGCCGAAAGAAAUUUUCGGCCGGCCGUCGCACCGGCCGAAAAAAUCUUUCGGCCCGGCGACGCCACGGCCGCAAAUUUUUUUCGGCCGGCCGACGCUCCGGCCGCAAAUUUUUUUCAGCCCGGCGGCGCACCGGCCGCAAAAUUCUUUUGGCCCGGCCAGUUUUUGUAUUUAAUUUAAUUUAAUACCAUAAUUAAUUAAUAAAUAAAUAAAUACUUAAUUGGUUAGUAGAAAUUAGCAAUUAGUGUUAAUAUUUAUUUCAGUUGGUUUAUAAAUGUUUUUUUUUUGUAAUAGGCGUUUGAAUGUUUAAUUACUUAGAUUAGUUAAUGGAAUUUUAAUUAAUUAAGAAUGUUAAUAUUCAGUACAUUAAUUAAUAGAAAUUUAAUUUAAUUUCUUUCGGCCCGGCCAGUUUUUGUAUUUAAUUUAAUUUAAUACGAUAAUUAAUUAAUAAAUAAAUAAAUACUUAAUUGGUUAGUAGAAAUUAGCAAUUAGUGUUAAUAUUUAUUUCAGUUGGUUUAUAAAUGUUUUUUUUGUAAUAGGCGUUUGAAUGUUUAAUUACUUAGAUUAGUUAAUGGAAUUUUAAUUAAUUAAGAAUUGAUUAAUUAGUGCGCAUCUAAGUAUGAUAUUUUGUAAAUUUGUAGAUAAUUAGAUAUGGAUGAUGCGGGUCAUGCGGGUGGGGAUGAGUUGAAUAGAUUCAAUGGUAGGGUUGUUGAUGUAUCAGCACGAAGGAAGAAUAAGGAGAAUACGCGCUCUCGAGAUAUUGGACAUCAGUCACAGGCAAAUUUAGGGGAGGAUGAGUUAGAGGCUCCUACUGUAGUUGCUCGUUCGGCAUCACGGGCGUCUGGUUCCCAUGGGAGGAACCAGGGUGCUGCAUCCAGAGUGGUCUCGGCUGAGUUUGAUGAGGAUGAUAGUGAUGAGGAUAUCGAGGUCCCUCCACCUACGCGUGGACAUGGACGAGUGUCGUCUCGUACGGCAACAUCACGUCCUGCUUUGUAUAGGGACCGAGCUGGGCGCUUCGUACCACCUGCUCGUCAGGAGACAGAGAGCUCGGGGACUGGACGGAGUAGGGGAGGACGUUCGAGUGGUCCUCCACCGUGGGAGCUUGUUGGUGAGUGUCCUGGUGGACCUACGGAUCCUAGCCUCAUUAGGAGCUUUCGUGGACACGUUGCCUAUGCGCUUUGGACGGGGGCUGGAGAUCGAGGGGUCAUCAGUUGCUACAGCCGUACAUCGGCGGUUGCUUAUUUGAGUAGCUACGUGUUUAGUCAUGUUGAGGCGGAGAAUCUGGUUCAGCAGUCAGGUCUCCAGCACCUGAUGUACUCUAUGUUCCGCAGGAUAGCGAUUGACGAUGCUUUGAUCUCAGCUUUUGUGGAGAGGUGGCAGCCAGACACGAACACCUUCCACUUGCCUUUUGGAGAGAUGACGAUCCUCCUCCACGAUGUUCAGUACUUACUGCAGAUUCCUGUUGAGGACCUCUUUCUUCCACCUCAACAGUAAGACGCCUAAAGUGUUCUCGUUGAAGCUCAAUUUCAUCACUGACUUGUUGUUGACGUGGGGGGUUUUUAUAAUCCAAAGUCCGCCAAAAUACAUGCAACUCUUGAGC